Molecule: messenger RNA, 348 nt
Organism: Halteromyces radiatus
Lineage: Eukaryota; Fungi; Mucoromycota; Mucoromycetes; Mucorales; Cunninghamellaceae
Exons: 1
Source: RefSeq, a predicted model, not a curated record
GGCCGUAUCACAUGUCGGCCUGGCAAAGUAUGUAUUGAAGAAAAAUGCGUAGAUCCGCCCACAUGUGCUGGUCAUGGGCAACAGUGUCGUCAGAAAGGGUGCUGUGAUGGCUUAUAUUGCCAUCAACGAACAUCAUUCGGUGCUGCUACUCCCAUCUGCGUGCAAAAUGCCUUUACUGGAGAAGAUUGUUCCAGCGGUAUUCCUUGCGAGGGUACGUCGCAAUGUAUUCGCGGGCGGUGCUCGGUCCAAGGAGGAUCAGACUGUGAUUUUGAUGGCGCCGUAUGCCCUUAUGGUUUUCUUUGUGGUCAUGUGAACGUUUUUGAACACGGCACGAAUAAAAUGUGCCUU